AUGUCUCAAGUGUGGGUUCCACCGAAUUUGCAAAAUGUGUGCCCGGCCCAAGCAGCAGUGGCAACAUGUUCACCCAACAGUUUGAUGUUCUUGCAACUGGUAACGAGCCUGUUUGGUCAAUCCAGGGACAUUACCCCACAGAAUGCAUCAGCAGGUCCUGCUCCCGGCGGCAAUAUCUUUCAGUUUAUGGGGACCGGUCUUCCUGGAGGAUCUGGUGCACCAGGUCAACCGGCUGGUAACGAGCAGUUCGAUUUUAUCGUUGUUGGAGCAGGAAGUGCAGGAUGUGUAGUGGCCAAUAGACUCUCAGAAAAUACAGGAUGGAGGGUACUUCUUCUCGAAGCAGGUCCUGAAGAGCCGGAUGUCACAAGUGCCCCAUCAUUUGCUCCAUUGUUACAAAGAUCAAACAUCGAUUGGGCAACGUUAACUCAGCCACAGACCCAAAGCUGUCUUGCUAGACCAAACAGGCAGUGUUAUUGGGGUCACGGCCGAGUCAUGGGCGGCUCAUCCACUAUCAACUACAUGAUCUACAUUAGAGGCACUCCAGAUGAUUACAAUGAAUGGGCAGCCCUGGGCAAUCCCGGAUGGAGCUAUAACGAGAUUCUUCCUUAUUUCAGGAAAUCAGAAAAUAACAGAAGUCCAAAUUAUAUAAACCCACAGUUCCACGGUUUCAACGGUUAUCAAACCGUAUCAAUUCAACAGUAUCAAGAUCCAAAUGUUUGGGCAAUUAUUAACGCUUUCCGUCAACUUGGAAUGCCUCUGGUUGACCAAAAUGCGGGUCGGACUCAACUAGGUGUGGCUAUUUUACAAACCACGACAGGCAAUGGUGAAAGAGUGAGCACGAAUGCCGCAUUUAUCCGACCAAUUCGGAAUCAAAGACCAAAUCUCGUUAUCAGGACCAAUUCGUAUGUCACUCGUGUAAUCAUUGAUCCUAACAGGAAAGAAGCGAAUGGAGUCGAAUAUAUUGACCAGACCGGAGUUCGACGAACUGUUUUUGCAAGAAGAGAAGUAAUCUUAUCAGCCGGAGGUGCGUACAGUGCCAAAAUACUAAUGGUGAGUGGCGUCGGUCCUGCCGAACAUUUAUCUCAGUUGGGCAUCCCAGUUAUACAGAAUCUGAGAGUUGGAUUCAACUUGCAAGAUCAUACAACCAUUGAUGGAGUUGUAUUUGCCCUUUCGAAUGCCACCAUUACAAAUGUGGAUUACAAUCAGAGGGCGAACGAUGCUCGACUUUAUCAAAGUCAAAGGACUGGUCCCCUUUCAGCCACAGGACCUCUUCAGGCUAAUGCGAUGGUUCAAACGAGGUACGAAACGUCUGCUGAUCGACCCGAUAUCCAAUAUUCCUUCGACAGAGUGAAUGUUCAAGAUUAUUUCACAGACCCUCUCCUAACAGCCAUGACUAAUGUUAAUCCAUUAGCUUAUUAUACGGGUCUUAUGGUCAGGCCCAUUCUUCUUAAUCCAGCCAGUAGAGGCAGGAUUAUGUUGAACGCCACGGAUCCUGUAACUUCACCUCCUCUUGUAUUUUCAAAUACUUUCUCCGAUCCCAUUGAUCUUUUAAGAAUGGUAGAAGGAGUCAAGCAAAGUCUUAAUUUGUUACAAACGAAUUCCUUUAGAAGUAUCGGUGUUAAUCUCGUAACAACCCCUUUACCCGCUUGUCAACAAUGUGCAUUUGGAUCUGACGAGUAUUGGACUUGCGUGGCUCAGUCUUAUACCACGACCAUCUUCCAUCCUGCUGGUGCUUGUAAAAUGGGACCUAGCAGUGAUCCGACUGCUGUCGUGGAUCCCACGCUGAAAGUUUAUGGAGUCAACAAGCUGAGAGUCGUGGAUGCUUCCAUAAUGCCACUCAUUGUAAGGGGUAAUACUAAUGCUCCAGUUAUUAUGAUAGCAGAAAAAGCAAGUGAUCUGAUUAAGAGCGAUUAUCCAGAUGGCAAUGUGAGCGCACCAUUUUAG
This is a messenger RNA of Agrilus planipennis (emerald ash borer), 1944 nucleotides long. RefSeq names its product glucose dehydrogenase [FAD, quinone]-like. The record is from RefSeq and is a predicted model, not a curated record. The coding region runs from base 1 to 1944 and encodes 647 amino acids. Gene Ontology annotation, molecular function: oxidoreductase activity, acting on CH-OH group of donors; flavin adenine dinucleotide binding. The transcript has 2 exons. Lineage: Eukaryota; Metazoa; Arthropoda; Insecta; Coleoptera; Buprestidae.